Wasmannia auropunctata (little fire ant) is the source of this 1545-nucleotide messenger RNA. Its product is annotated as major facilitator superfamily domain-containing protein 6-like. NCBI's taxonomy places the organism in Eukaryota, Metazoa, Arthropoda, Insecta, Hymenoptera, Formicidae. Gene Ontology annotation, cellular component: membrane. The transcript is spliced from 9 exons. Gene Ontology annotation, molecular function: transmembrane transporter activity. The coding region runs from base 178 to 1545 and encodes 455 amino acids. The record is from RefSeq and is a predicted model, not a curated record.
UAUAAUUUUUGUUCCAUGUAUACCGCAGUUAACUUUUACCACAUUUGUGUGUGUCGCAAAUCAAUUGACAUAGUUUCAAUACGUCGCAUCAGAGCAUAGAUACAUUCAGUGAAAAAGUUUACAUCUGAAAGAAGCGCUACAAUUGGAGCAUAUUGUUUGCUAUAUCGAAUAUAAAUUAUGAAAAUUAAUUACACGCUACUGUCUUUAAAGGCACAUUAUUUCUUUUUUAUGGGAGGUAUGGGAUCUAUUUUUCCAUUUAUACCUGUUUAUGGUAAACAACUUGGUAUUUCUCCAAUAAUAAUGGGUAGUAUCACUACCGUUUUACCUAUUCUAUAUAUGAUUACUCAACCAAUAUUCGGCCUCAUUAUGGAUUAUUUUCAAACUAAAAAAAGAUUGAUCUUUAUGGCUGUACUCGUCGUUGCAAAUAGUUCUUAUAUUCUAUUGUAUUUUCUACCCUCUUUGCCGGGACCAAUAUUACCAGAUCAUCAGUUCCAAAACGUUUCCUGUGCAUUUUUACCAUUUUGUGAUAUAAAUUCUAAUUCCUCAGUAGUAUUAUGUGACGGUACGAAAAACACUACAUGUCACUGGAAAUGCAAAGAUACAAAUUUUUCCUUGCAAUUAUCUUUUCAUGCAGCUGAAGAAGAAGCAGUUAUUUCAUCAAACACUAGCUGUUUAUUAAAUUUUGACGAAAUAUCGUUAUGUCAAGAAAAGACAACAGAAAAUUAUAAUUGCAAUGUUACUUGUGAUAAUUUUGACAAUAAUUAUUGUUUAUAUACAUCCAUUACUUUUUGGGGAUUCGUCCUCUUAAUAUCGCUUGGCAAUAUUGGUAUUAUUCUUUUAUUUAAUAUAAAUAGCGCAAUUUGUUUUGAGAUAUUAGGUAAAGGUGAAGAAAUGAAAUAUGGUAGACAGCGUCUAUGGGGUGAAAUCAGUUACGGUUCAGCCGGAUUUUUAAUUGGCUAUACAGUGGAUGUAUGGUCUCAAGGGAAACAAGAUCUUGCUAUAAAAACCGGUUAUAUGAGUAAAAUAAAAUUAAUAGAAGGUUUAACCGUAGCUGCGGAAGCUUUUGCAUGCAUAAUAUUCUUUCCUGUAUCUGGUAAAAUAUUGAAUAAAUUAGGAUAUAGUUACACCUUUAUUCUCUCUCUCAUAUUUUAUGCACUACGACUAGGAUUAAUAUCUGUAGCACCAACACCAUGGUGGAUAGUUCCAAUAGAAUUUAUUAUGCUAGGACCAUCAUAUGCACUUUCCUUCGUGGCAACAGUAGCGUUCGCUAAUGCAAAUUCAUCACCAAAUUUAUCUGGUUCUGCUCAAGGAAUUUUAUCAGGAAUGAAAGGUUUUGGUUUUGCUGUCGGUAAUUUAGUGGGAAGUACCUUAUUAAAAAAAUAUGGUGGUGCAUUGACUCUACAAAUAUAUUCAAUAUGUGCAGCAUUUUGUGCGCUAAUGUAUUUUCUACUUCACAUUACAUAUUUAAAACAUAAAACACCAGGAACACAAAAUAAUAUUGAAUGGGAAGAAUCUGAUAACGCGCAUGAAGACAUUGUAUUGUAG